CCAUAGAUAUGUGCGCCCAGUCUUCGCUCCUGCCCUCCUCCGCUGGCGUUGGUCAUAGUCUACCGAUACCUGGAGACUAACGUUGCACCAGCGCGCCGCCGCAGUAACCCCCCCGCGCGAGAGAGAGCAGCGACGCCAUGUCCUCUCCGGCGCCGACGUCGCCGGUGGCUCCGGCGCCGCAGACGCCCACGGCGCCCGCUCCAGUGCCUCCCACGGCCCAGCCAGUGGCACCCACGCUGCCACCUACUACUACGCCGUCCCCUCCUCCGCCGUCGCCUCCUCCGCCUCAGCCUACCACGCCGUCACCACCUCCCCCGGUGACGCCAUCGCCUCCUCCACCUCAGCCUACCACGCCAUCAUCACCUCCCCCGGUGACGCCGUCGCCUCCUCCACCUCAGCCUACCACACCAUCACCACCUCCCCCGGUGACGCCGUCGCCUCCUCCGCCUCAGACUACCACGCCGUCACCACCUCCGCCUCAGACUACCACGCCGUCACCACCUCCGCCGGUGACCGUGCCAACGCCACCUCCACCGGUGACCGUGCCAACGCCGUCUCCUCCUCCACCUGUUAUCCGCCGGCCGCCUCCUCCCAACGGCGUCCCAGCGUCACCACAUCCUCCUGAUAGCGUCCCCACCUCGCCGCCACCAACGAAUGCCGUCCCAGCUUCGCCGCCGCCCCCUAAUGGCGUCCCGGCUUUACCAGCGCAACCGCCGUCACAUCUAUCUCUGACUCCACCUCCGCCGGCCCCGUCGACGUCCUCCUCAUCCUCCCCGUCGUCAAGCAACGGCACCGCGGUGGGUGUGGGCGUGGCCGUCGCGGCGGUUGUCCUGCUCGGCCUCGUGGCCGGGCUGAUCUACUUCUUCGUGGCUAGGAAGCGCCGCCGCCGCCGUCCGCCGCCGUCGCAGGGGCUCCCAGCCGAGUUUUACGACCCGCGGCGGCCGGUGACGCCGCCGCACCUGUCGCACGCGCCGUUGACGACGCCCUCGUCGACGCCGCCGCUGAUGCACUCGUGGCAGAGCAGCCGCGGCCCGUCCGAGUCCCGGCUGCCGCCCCUGAACCCUUCGCUGCACAUGGCCACGGGGGGCACGUUCGCGUACGAAGACCUGGUGGCGGCGGCGGACGGGUUCUCGGACGCGAACCUGCUCGGGCAGGGCGGGUUCGGGCACGUGUACCGCGGCACGGUGGGCGGGCAAGAGGUGGCCAUCAAGAAGCUGCGCGCGGGGAGCGGGCAGGGCGACCGCGAGUUCCGCGCCGAGGUGGAGAUCAUCAGCCGCGUGCACCACAAGAACCUCGUCUCCCUCGUCGGCUACUGCAUCCACAGUGAACAGCUGCUGCUCGUCUACGAGUAUGUCCCCAACAAGACCCUCGAGUUCCACCUCCACGGGAGCGGCCGGCCGUCGCUGGAUUGGCCGCGGCGGUGGAAGAUCGCCGUCGGCUCCGCGAAGGGCCUCGCCUAUCUGCACGAAGAUUGUCAUCCGAAGAUUAUCCAUCGUGACAUCAAGGCGGCAAAUAUCCUUCUGGAUUACAACUACGAGCCAAAGGUUGCAGAUUUUGGGCUGGCCAAAUACCAAGCAGCAGAAACCACCGCUGUUUCUACGCGCGUAAUGGGAACUUUUGGAUAUUUGGCGCCAGAGUACGCUGCCACAGGCAAAGUUAGCGACAGGUCUGACGUGUUCUCCUUCGGCGUAAUGCUUCUGGAACUGAUAACCGGGAGGAAACCUAUCAUGACAUCCUCAGGUCAUCAGCCUGAGACAUUGGUUUCUUGGGCUAGGCCAUUGCUGGCUAAAGCUGUCGAGGAGGACAACUACGACGAGCUGAUCGAUCCGAGGCUGGAGACCAACUACGACGCGUACGACAUGGCGCGGUUGGUCGCGUGCGCCGCGGCCGCCGUGCGCCAGACCGCGCGGUCUCGCCCGCGGAUGAGCCAGAUCGUCCGGUACCUGGAGGGCGAGCUGUCGGUGGAGGACCUGAACGCCGGCGUGAACCCGGGGCAGAGCGCGAUGCAGCGGUCGGGCGGCGGCACGACGGACCAGAUCAGCCGGCUCCGGAGGAUGGCGUUCGGGCCGGGUGCGGCAGCGGGCACCGGGACCAUCGCGGAGUACACGAGCAGCGAGUUCAGCGAGCCCACCAGCGAGUACGGGCAGAACCCGUCCAGCGAGUACACGCGCAGCAGCGCGGGCGACACGGGUGAGAUGGCGGGCGGUGCGCAGGCGCAGCAGUGGUCCGGCGGGCGCGCGGCCGGCGAGAUCGAGAGGAUGAGCCGGCGCACCACCGGCAGGCAGGCCGGGCGUGGCGGCCGGCCGUGACACGAACAUUUUAUUCGUUGCUCGUGUCAGGAUGGCAACGCUGCCACCGGGGGGAUUGAAUUUUGUUUCUUGUUUCUUUUGCUGUAAGAUUUUUUGGCUAGAAGGGAAGGUUAAUUUAAGUUGUAAAUUGUAUGCACGUGUAUUGCCACUCCAGGUAAAUAAAGGUAUAAGAUAUUUUUUUAGUUGGAAUAAAGGUAUAAGAUUUGAAUUGUUCCA
Messenger RNA from Phragmites australis (common reed), 2525 nucleotides. Its product is annotated as proline-rich receptor-like protein kinase PERK1. Gene Ontology annotation, biological process: protein phosphorylation. The transcript is spliced from 8 exons. Gene Ontology annotation, molecular function: protein kinase activity; ATP binding. Lineage: Eukaryota; Viridiplantae; Streptophyta; Magnoliopsida; Poales; Poaceae. The record is from RefSeq and is a predicted model, not a curated record. Bases 138 to 2309 code for a protein of 723 amino acids.